CUCAUUCGCUUCUUCAGUGUUGUUUGUGUUUACAUUGCAUCGCUCGGAUGGCUUCAUUUUAUUCGUGACGAUUGUUCAGAUAUUUGCAAUUUUCUCACACAAUACAUCGCAGAUUCUCAUAAAACGCAAUGAAUCUUCAGCUACUUGAAUCCUUCGGUCAGAACUACCCGGAAGAAUUCGACGGCUCGCUGGAUUGCAUCUCCUUGGCGGUAACCUGUGCCUUCAACAAGUAUGGAACCCUUCUGGCGGUCGGUUGCAAUGACGGUCGGAUCGUUGUAUGGGAUUUCCUGACGAGGGGAAUCGCCAAGAUAAUUUCCGCCCACGUACACCCGGUGUGCAGUUUGUGUUGGUCCCGCAAUGGGCACAAACUGCUGUCGGCUUCGACGGACAACAAUGUCUGCAUUUGGGACGUGAUGAGUGGCGACUGCGAACACAAGUACCGAUUUCCUUCGCCAAUUUUGAAGGUUCAGUUCCAUCCGAGAAACGAUAAUAAAUUUUUGGUUUGUCCAAUGCGGUAUGCGGCAGUUCUGGUGGACAUUGGAGGGAAGCACCAAUGCUUACCAUUGGAUAAUGACGGAGAUCUUAACAUUGUUGCCUCAUUUGAUAGGCGAGGAAUAUACAUUUAUUCUGGCAACGCUAAAGGCAAAAUCCUCGUGUUGAAUUCGAAUACGUUGGACAUUAUGGCUAGCUUCAAAAUUGCAGUUGGAACCUCCAGCGCAACAGCAGUUAAAAGCAUAGAGUUUGCCAGAAGAGGAGAAGCAUUUCUCGUCAAUACAUCAGAUCGAGUAAUUCGGGUCUACGAUUCGAAGGAAGUCGUUGCCUGCGGUAAAGAUGGCGAACCGGAACCCAUUCAGAAGCUACAGGAUUUGGUAAAUAAAACUACCUGGAAAAAGUGCUGCUUCUCAGGAGACGGCGAAUACAUCUGUGCUGGAAGUGCGCGGCAACACGCACUGUACGUGUGGGAGAAAUCGAUUGGUAAUCUCGUGAAAAUCCUACACGGAACCAAGGGUGAACUGCUACUGGAUGUCGUUUGGCAUCCGGUUCGACCGAUCAUAGCCAGUAUUAGUUCCGGGUUGGUUUCGAUAUGGGCUCAGAAUCAGGUGGAAAACUGGUCCGCUUUUGCACCAGAUUUCAAAGAACUCGACGAAAACGUAGACUACGAAGAACGGGAAUCGGAAUUCGACAUUACCGACGAGGAUAAAUCGGUGGAUCUGGCUGCUGAAUCGAAACAGGAUGAAGAAGUGGAAGUGGAUGUGGUUUCCGCUGAACCGAUAGCUGCUUUUUGCUCGUCAGAUGAAGAAUGUGAAGACGAGCUUGCGUUGCAAUUUCUCCCCAUCGCUCCAGAAGUGGAAGAUCCGGAAGAUGGUUGGGGUUCGCAGGACAAUUCCGACCCGUUGGGAUCGGGCUACAACAACAACUCGGGACACGAUUCGAUGUCGAUGAAGGAGAACGAACCGGCUUCCAAGAAGCGGAAAACGAACUCCUUUGACAUUGCUUUGGACAAUGCGCCAAUUGAAGAUGUACAUCCCUUGCUACAGAACAAAGCCAACAAAGACAAAGUAACGGCAGCAAGUAAAAAAGCCGCUGGUCGACCUCGGAAGUGAGCGACACUUUUUUUUUUUAGAUAUGUAAUACAAAAUUAUUUAAGGUAAGCAGUUGCAUACAACUCAAAUCCACAACCUACUUUUAAGUGUGUCCUGGAAGUAAAACAGCAGCAACAUUUCGAAUAAGCGUGUUUCAAUCACUUCUCGCAAGGACUAGCAGAGGA
Ochlerotatus camptorhynchus is the source of this 1768-nucleotide messenger RNA. It is a transcript of the gene Rbbp5, whose product is annotated as retinoblastoma binding protein 5. NCBI's taxonomy places the organism in Eukaryota, Metazoa, Arthropoda, Insecta, Diptera, Culicidae. The coding region runs from base 129 to 1604 and encodes 491 amino acids. The transcript is spliced from 6 exons. Gene Ontology annotation, molecular function: protein binding. Gene Ontology annotation, cellular component: Set1C/COMPASS complex. The record is from RefSeq and is a predicted model, not a curated record.